Messenger RNA from Ananas comosus (pineapple), 2757 nucleotides. Its product is annotated as oligopeptide transporter 4-like. The transcript is spliced from 6 exons. Gene Ontology annotation, biological process: transmembrane transport. Gene Ontology annotation, molecular function: oligopeptide transmembrane transporter activity. NCBI's taxonomy places the organism in Eukaryota, Viridiplantae, Streptophyta, Magnoliopsida, Poales, Bromeliaceae. The record is from RefSeq and is a predicted model, not a curated record. Bases 440 to 2524 code for a protein of 694 amino acids.
UCCUUAGUCGACGGGCGACGGCGCAUCAAACCGUUCACUCCGCGGCCGCUCUGAAAAACACCGUCCCGAUACGCUACGCCAUUCCCCCGAAGAUAUUCCCACAGGGGCAUUCUCGUAAUUUUAACAACGCGAGAUUCCCCUUCUCCCCGCCAAUUAUAACUGCCUCCCUCGUAUCCCGCAACAGCAUAUCCUCCUCCCUCUUCAUCAUUGCUAUUCCCGAUCAGCACCCAAUUUAAUUACCAAGCACAAGCAUUAGUCGCAGUAGAGCCCCAAUGGCGACCGCCGACCCUGCCGUGCGGUCGCCUCCUUCGACGUCGUCGAGCAGGAGGAGAAGGAGAAGGAGAAGGAGAAGGAGGAGGAGGAGCUCUCGCCGAUCGAGCAGGUGCGGCUGACGGUGGCGAACACCGACGACCCGUCCCUCCCCGUGUGGACCUUCCGCAUGUGGUCCAUCGGCGUCGUCUCCUGCGCCCUCAUGUCGUUCCUGAACCAGUUCUUCGCCUACCGCACCGAGCCCCUCGUGAUCACGCAGAUCACCGUCCAGGUCGCCUCCCUCCCCGUCGGCCGAUUCCUGGCCAACGUCCUCCCCACUCGCAAGUUCCGCAUCCCGGGGUUCGGCGACCGGCAGUUCUCGCUGAAUCCGGGGCCCUUCAACAUGAAGGAGCACGUCCUCAUCUCCAUCUUCGCCAACGCCGGCUACGCCUUCGGCAACGGCCCGGCCUACGCCGUCGGCAUCAUCGACAUCAUCAGGGCCUUCUACAAGCGCAAGAUCUCGUUCGCCGCCGGUUGGCUUCUCAUCAUCACCACACAGGUGUUGGGUUACGGGUGGGCCGGGUUGAUGAGGAAGUACGUGGUGGAGCCGGCGCACAUGUGGUGGCCGAGUAACCUCGUGCAGGUCUCGCUCUUCCGGGCUUUACACGAGAAAGAAGACCGCCGCAUGUCUCGGGCCAAAUUCUUCGUCAUCGUUCUGAUCUGCAGCUUCUCGUGGUACGUCGUUCCGGGCUACCUCUUCCCGACCAUUACGAGCAUCUCGUGGGUCUGCUGGGCCUGGCCCAAGUCCGUAACGGCGCAACAGCUUGGCUCCGGCAUGAACGGGCUCGGCAUCGGUGCUUUCACCCUCGACUGGAGCACCGUCGCCUCCUACCUCUUCAGCCCGUUAAUCACCCCCUUCUUCGCCAUCGUCAAUAUCUUCGUCGGCUAUCUCUUGAUCCUCUACGUAGUCAUGCCGGUGGCAUACUGGGGGUUCAACCUCUACAAUGCAAAGACUUUCCCAAUUUUCUCCUCGGAUUUGUUCACGGCUGCUGGCCAGCCGUAUGAUAUCAACGCCAUCGUCAACAACAAGUUUGAGAUCGACAUGACUGCGUACGGUAAGCAGGGGAGGAUAAACCUGAGUUUGUUCUUUGCUAUAACCUACGGCCUCGGAUUCGCGACCAUUGCGGCUACGCUAACUCAUGUUGCUUUGUUCUAUGGAAGAGAAAUAUACAAUCGGUACCGAGCUUCGUAUAAUAAAGGAAAAGUGGACAUCCACACGAGGUUAAUGAGGAAGUAUGAAGACAUACCCAGCUGGUGGUUCUAUUUACUGCUGCUGGUGACAGUUGUGAUCUCCCUGAUUCUGUGCACUGUGUUGAAGGACCAAAUUCAACUUCCAUGGUGGGGCCUCCUCUUUGCUUGCGCCAUGGCCUUUGUGUUCACUCUCCCCAUCAGCAUCAUCACUGCAACUACCAACCAGACUCCGGGACUGAAUAUUAUCACAGAAUACUGCAUGGGUCUGAUCCUGCCGGGAAAGCCGAUCGCCAACGUGUGCUUCAAGGUCUACGGUUACAUGAGCAUGGCGCAGGCCGUCGCCUUCCUUUCCGAUUUCAAGCUCGGCCAUUACAUGAAGAUCCCGCCCAAAUCCAUGUUCCUAGUUCAGGCCGUCGGCACGGUGGUCGCCGGUACAAUCAACAUAGGCGUGGCAUGGUGGCUCCUGGGCUCGAUCACCGACAUCUGCCAGAGGGACCUCCUCCCGCCAAACAGCCCGUGGACGUGCCCCAGCGACCGCGUCUUCUUCGACGCGUCCGUCAUCUGGGGCCUGGUGGGCCCGCGCCGCAUCUUCGGCCCGCUGGGCAAUUACGGCGCGCUCAAUUGGUUCUUCCUCGGCGGUGCUGUCGGCCCGGUCAUCGUCUGGGCCUUCCACAGGAUCUUCCCCGCGCAAUCGUGGAUCCCCCUGAUAAACCUCCCCGUGCUUCUUGGUGCAACUGCCAAUAUGCCGCCGGCUACUGCAGUAAACUACACGUCGUGGGCGGCGGUCGGGACGGUGUUCAACUUCUUCGUGUACAGGUACCGGAAGAAGUGGUGGCAGAGGUAUAACUACGUCCUGUCGGCAGGGCUGGACGCGGGGGUGGCGAUGAUGGGGGUGCUGCUCUACUUUGCGGUGACGAUGGAGAACAAGAGCCUCAACUGGUGGGGGACCGCCGGCGAGCACUGCGACCUCGCGACGUGUCCCACGGCCAAAGGGGUCAUUGUGGAUGGCUGCCCGGUCUUCUGAAGGCGUCAGGCUUCAUUUCCGUCUCUUUCUUUGAUCAGCUGUGUAUAAUUCAAUUUUAGGGUGGUGAAACUGGAUUGGAAUUGUUACAGGUUAAAAUCCGCAAACUUCGUUAAAUAAAAACUUUAAUUUAUCAUUUGAUACAGAAAAUGCGAGUAAAAAUUGUAAAAGUGUUCUGCAGCAUUGCUUAGUUUAUCAGAUUUUCUAUAAUAGUUACUGCUUGAUUGAUUGGAGUA